Molecule: messenger RNA, 12151 nt
Organism: Mustela lutreola (European mink)
Lineage: Eukaryota; Metazoa; Chordata; Mammalia; Carnivora; Mustelidae
Gene: TUT4
Product: terminal uridylyl transferase 4
Exons: 30
Coding region: 229-5199 (1656 amino acids)
Molecular function (GO): RNA uridylyltransferase activity; nucleic acid binding; zinc ion binding
Source: RefSeq, a predicted model, not a curated record
CUGAGCUCGUCGUGUCCCGGCCUCCAGCGGCGGCGGCAGUGACGGCGGCGGCGGCGGCAGCAGGAGGCGGCGGGGGGAGCGGGAGCCACUGAGAUGAGGAGGCGCCGCGCGCGCCUGUAGCUCGCGGGCCUCGCAGUUUGUUUGCCUAAUUUGGACUUGAAGCAAUCCAGCUAUUGGAAAUCUGCCAUUUUACAGUAUCACAAUUGGAAGGAAGCAGGUUUUCAAAUAAUGGAAGACUUUAAGACCUCUAAAAAUGAAAAUCAUGAACCAAAGAAGAAUGCUUGGGCUCUUUCUGAAGAAAGCAAAGCAGUUAAAGUUAUAUCUAAUCAAACUUUGAAAGCUAGAAAUGAUAAAUCCAUAAAAGAAAUUGGGACCAGCUCUCCAAAUAAGAACACUAUUAAAAAAAAUAAGCAAAAUGAUAUUUGUAUAGAAAAAACAGAAGUUAAAUCAUGUAAAGUAGCUGCCAACAUAGCAAGCCCUAAAGAUUUGGGAUUAGUCUUUCGAGAUCAAAGUCAUUGCAAAACAAAAAAAUCACCUAAUUCACCGGUGAAAGUAGAAAAGGUACCUGUUUCACAAGCGAAAGCAGAAAAAUCACCAAAGUCCCCUAAUUCACCAGUGAAAACAGAAAAGACACCCAGCUCACAGGUGACAGCAACAGAAAAGGCACUUAGUUCACAGAGGAAAAUGGAAAAAGUACCCAGUUCUCAGAUGAAAUUGGAAAAGGUCCCUGGUUCACCAGCAGAACCAGAGAAGGCGUCCAGUUUACUGUUGAAGGAAACUAUGCGACGUACAGAAUUACCACAGAUUGGAAAAAAAAUUCCAAGCUCUUUUACUUCUUUGGACAAAGUGAAUAUUGAUGUGGACGGAGGAACAUCUGCUUUGGAAAACUCACCAGGAUCUCAGAAGCAACAAGCAUGUACAGAUAAUACUGGUGAUUCUGAUGAUAGUGCGUCAGGAAUUGAAGACAUAUCGGAUGAUUUGAGUAAAAUGAAGAAUGAUGACUCUAAUAAAGAAAACUCUUCAGAGAUGGAGUAUUUAGAAAAUGCUACUGUGAUAGAUGAAUCUGCAUUGACACCUGAGCAGAGGCUAGGCUUGAAACAAGCAGAAGAACGCUUAGAAAGAGAUCACAUCUUUCGACUUGAAAAACGCUCACCAGAAUAUACCAAUUGCCGAUAUCUAUGCAAACUUUGCUUAAUUCACAUUGAAAACAUCCAGGGAGCUCAUAAACAUAUAAAGGAGAAACGACAUAAGAAAAAUAUUUUGGAAAAACAGGAAGAAAGUGAGCUUCGUUCUCUGCCACCUCCUACUCCUGGCCACUUGGCUGCUUUAAGUGUUGCAGUUAUUGAACUAGCAAAAGAACAUGGAAUAACAGAUGAUGACCUCAGAGUCCGUCAGGAAAUUGUGGAGGAAAUGUCAAAGAUUAUAACAACGUUUUUACCAGAGUGUUCACUUAGGUUGUAUGGCUCAUCUCUGACUAAGUUUGCUCUGAAAAAUAGUGAUGUUAAUAUAGAUAUAAAAUUUCCUCCCAGGAUGAAUCAUCCAGAUCUUCUGAUACAAGUGCUUGGGAUUUUAAAAAAAAGUGUAUUAUAUAUAGAUGUGGAAUCUGAUUUUCAUGCCAAAGUUCCUGUUGUGGUAUGCAAAGAUCGGAAAAGUGGUUUGCUUUGUAGAGUGAGUGCAGGAAAUGAUAUGGCAUGCCUCACGACUGAUUUACUUGCUGCUCUUGGCAAGUUGGAACCUGUCUUUACUCCCUUGGUGUUAGCCUUUCGCUACUGGGCUAAGUUAUGCUAUAUUGACUCCCAAACUGAUGGUGGAAUCCCUUCCUACUGUUUUGCUUUAAUGGUGAUGUUUUUUCUACAACAAAGAAAACCCCCUCUUCUUCCUUGCUUACUUGGAACUUGGAUUGAAGGCUUUGACCCAAAAAGAAUGGAUGACUUUCAGCUGAAGGGCAUAGUAGAAGAGAAGUUUGUGAAGUGGGAAUAUAAUUCAAGUAGUGCAACUGAGAAAAACUCAAUUGCUGAGGAAAACAAAGCUAAGGCAGACCAACCAAAAGAUGAUACCAAGAAGACAGACACAGACAACCAAAGUAAUGCCAUGAAGGAAAAACAUGGCAAAUCUCCUUUAACAUUGGGAACACCAAAUCAGGUAUCCUUGGGGCAGUUGUGGUUAGAGCUGCUAAAAUUUUACACACUGGAUUUUGCUUUGGAAGAAUAUGUCAUAUGUGUACGGAUACAAGAUAUUUUAACAAGAGAAAACAAAAACUGGCCUAAAAGGCGAAUAGCUAUUGAAGAUCCAUUUUCAGUCAAGAGGAAUGUUGCACGGAGCUUAAACAGCCAGCUUGUUUAUGAAUAUGUUGUGGAGAGAUUCAGGGCAGCUUAUCGGUAUUUCGCCUGUCCUCAGAGGAAGGGUGGAAAUAAAUCUACAGUGGAUUCCAUGAAAAAAGAGAAGGUGAAAAUAAGCAAUAAGAAACCAGUGAAGUCUGACAGUAUGGCAUCCAGUUGUUACAUUCUACUUGGAGAAAGCACAGAAAAAAUAAAUGCAGAAAGAGGUCAACCUGAUAAAUAUGAUGAAAUGGAAUGUACAUCGCAGAGAUGUAUUACUGAAGAUAACAGUUUGUUGGUAAAUGAACCAGAUUUGGUUGAACUUGGACAGGAAUCUUCCUGUCUUUCUACCAGUGAAGGCAGUGAAUUAGAGCCAAAAUCAAAUAAGAAACAAGAUGAUUUAGCACCUUCAGAAACUUGUUUAAAAAAGGAACUCAGCCAGUGUAAUUGUGUUGAUUAUAAAUCCCCUGACCCAGAUGAAUCUGUUGGUACAGACUGCAGGUCAAAUACAGAAACCGAGAGUUCACAUCUCAUUGUGAGCACUGACACAUCUGCUACCUCUUGCAACUGCAAAGCUACAGAAGAUGCUUCUAACCUUAAUGAUGAUGAUAACCACCCCAUCCAGGAAUUAUAUUAUGUGUUUGAUAAGUUUAUUUUAACCUCUGGCAAGCCACCAACGAUAGUAUGCAGCAUCUGCAAAAAAGAUGGCCAUUCAAAAAAUGAUUGUCCAGAGGAUUUCAGGAAAAUUGAUCUAAAACCUCUACCACCAAUGACAAAUCGAUUUCGGGAAAUACUUGAUUUAGUAUGUAAAAGAUGUUUUGAUGAGUUAUCACCACCCUUUUCUGAACAACACAACAGGGAGCAAAUUUUAAUUGGCUUGGAAAAGUUUAUUCAAAAAGAAUAUGAUGAAAAGGCAAGAUUGUGCUUAUUUGGCUCUUCUAAGAAUGGAUUUGGAUUUCGUGAUAGUGAUCUGGAUAUCUGUAUGACCCUGGAAGGCCAUGAAAAUGCAGAGAAAUUAAACUGUAAAGAAAUAAUUGAAAAUUUGGCAAAAAUUCUUAAGAGACAUCCAGGUUUAAGAAACAUUUUGCCUAUAACUACUGCCAAAGUGCCUAUAGUAAAAUUUGAACAUAGACGAAGUGGUUUAGAAGGUGAUAUCAGUUUAUAUAAUACAUUGGCUCAACAUAACACAAGAAUGCUAGCUACUUAUGCAGCUAUUGAUCCUAGAGUACAGUACUUGGGAUAUACUAUGAAAGUGUUUGCAAAGCGAUGUGACAUUGGAGAUGCUUCCAGGGGAAGUUUAUCUUCAUAUGCUUAUAUCCUUAUGGUGCUGUACUUUCUGCAGCAGAGAAAACCACCUGUUAUCCCAGUUCUCCAAGAGAUCUUUGAUGGAAAACAGAUUCCACAGAGAAUGGUUGAUGGAUGGAAUGCAUUUUUCUUUGAUAAAACAGAAGAACUGAAAAAGCGUUUACCUUCACUUGGAAAGAACACAGAAACAUUAGGAGAGCUUUGGUUGGGACUGCUUCGCUUCUAUACUGAAGAGUUUGAUUUCAAGGAAUAUGUAAUUAGCAUUCGGCAGAAAAAGCUGUUGACAACUUUUGAGAAGCAGUGGACAUCCAAAUGCAUUGCAAUUGAAGAUCCUUUUGACUUGAAUCAUAACCUUGGUGCUGGAGUUUCUAGAAAAAUGACCAAUUUUAUCAUGAAGGCAUUUAUCAAUGGAAGGAAGCUUUUUGGUACCCCCUUUUAUCCACUCAUUGGCAGAGAAGCUGAGUACUUCUUUGAUUCCCGAGUAUUAACAGAUGGAGAACUGGCUCCCAACGAUCGAUGUUGUCGUGUGUGUGGAAAAAUAGGCCACUACAUGAAAGACUGCCCUAAAAGGAGAAGCAGUUUACUGUUUAGACUAAAGAAGAAAGACAGUGAAGAAGAGAAGGAUGGGAAUGAAGAGGAGAAAGAUUCCCGAGACCUUGUUGACCCCCGAGACCUCCACGACACUCGAGAGUUUAGAGACCCCAGAGACCUCAGAUGCUUUAUAUGUGGAGAUGCAGGACAUGUACGAAGGGAGUGUCCAGAGGUCAAGCUGGCCCGUCAGAGGAAUAGCAGUGUGGCAGCAGCCCAGCUGGUCCGCAACCUUGUAAAUGCCCAACAGGUGGCUGGUUCAGCCCAGCAACAGGGUGAUCAGUCCAUAAGGACUAGACAGUCCUCAGAAUGUUCUGAUUCACCAUCUUAUUCUCCUCAGCCCCAGCCGUUUCCACAGAAUUCUUCCCAAUCAGCUGCCAUUACUCAGUCUCCAUCCCAGCCAGGAUCCCAACCCAAGCUUGGCCCACCUCAGCAGGGAGCCCAGCCCCCCCAUCAGGUCCAGAUGCCUAUGUAUAACUUUCCCCAGUCACCACCAGCUCAGUAUUCUCCCAUGCACAAUAUGGGAUUGUUGCCAAUGCACCCUCUCCAGAUCCCUGCCCCAUCCUGGCCUAUCCAUGGUCCAGUGAUCCAUUCUGCACCAGGCAGUGCCCCCAGCAAUAUUGGCCUGAACGAUCCCAGCAUCAUCUUUGCACAGCCUGCUGCCAGACCUGUGGCGAUCCCUAACUCCUCUCAUGAUGGACACUGGCCUCGUACUGUGGCUCCAAAUUCCCUGGUGAACAAUGGUACAGUGGGGAAUUCGGAGCCAGGCUUUCCAGGACUAAAUCCUCCAAUUCCUUGGGAACAUGCACCACGUCCCCAUUUCCCUCUUGUCCCAGCUUCGUGGCCUUAUGGUUUGCAUCAAAACUUCAUGCAUCAGGGAAAUGCCAGAUUUCAGCCCAACAAACCGUUCUAUACUCAAGACAGAUGUGCCACCCGUCGAUGUAGAGAGCGUUGUCCCCACCCACCAAGAGGAAACGUGUCGGAGUAAUGCGAGUCCAUUUUCUUUCAGCUGGUCUACCGAUGCACAGCAACCAGCCAAUCCUGCUGUCUCAAGGGUAUCCGUACCUCAAUGUCAGUUACAUUCAGCAGAAAAAGUGACAUUUAAUGGAAAGCAAAACAAAUCAGGUCCUGAUUUAAAAUUUUAACACGUUUAGAUAGCUUAUUUAAAUUCUAAGACUGUUUUUAAAGACUGUAUUAUUUGUAUAUAAAUAUGAACUAUAGUUUUUACUAGUAUCACCAAAUUGAGUGAUACAAAUUUCAUCUAUUUUAUUACCCUAUUUUUAAGGGAAUUUUAUGUUUUGUUUAAUCUUGAUGAAUUGUAUAAAGAGAGAAUUUAAAAAUUACAUUCUUUAUUUUCUAUUAGCUGUAUUCAUACUUUGGUUGCUUCAGACUUUAUAUAUAUUGUUCUUAAGAAUUAGGAAAAACUUUCAUGUGUUUUAAAUUUGUCACUUCUAUUCUUUACAGAACCUUGUAGUGCCAAAAAACUUUUUAAAAGGUAAAAAAAAAAUAAAACUACAACGUGAAGAUUCAGAAUUUUUUUCUUUUACAUUCUUGUCUAUUGAAAAUAAUCAAACUUGAACAGAAAGUUGCUUUUGUCUGUAUUUGAAGUAAUUCUAUUUUAAGUUAAUAAAUCUUUUUGACAAGAGUCAAAUUUGGUUAAUUCAUAUGGUUGUUAGAUCAUGGAAAUACAACGUAAUAAUUAGGACAUUUGUUUUACACUCCAUGAAUAGAGUAUUCUAAAUUACAGACUUAGUUUUAGAGAUCUAAGGAUCUUUUUUUUGUCCUUUAUUUUACUGGAUCUUCACAGCACCCAAUGAAGUUGACAGAAACAUAUGCUAUCUCCAUUCUAUAAUUGAGAAAACUGAGGUGCAAAACAAUGAAGUGAAAUUCAAGGUAGCACACUUAUAUGUUGGAAUUGAAACAGAUCUUUUGAAGGAGAAUUUUUAAACGCUGAGGCUGAUACUGGCAGUUGGAGUGGAGGGAAGAUAUUUCUUACUGGGUUACUAGUAUGUGCCAGCAUAUCCAUUUUGAGUUCUGUUACUACCUGGAAUGCACACUUGCCAGGAUGGUUUUUACCAAUAAUCACUGAUUAUAAUUGAAAUUAAAACUUGUGUUCUGGUGGUAUUUUGGUACAUCAAAGUUGAGGUCAUUUUGUCUAAAACCCCCAGGUACAUGUUUGUCAGGGAUUUUGGACUAAAUGAUGGUGUAUAAAUUUGGAAAUCUGCAGAAUAAGUAAAUACAAAUGUAUUUUAAGGAUAGUGUAUUAUCUUUGUUCUGCUUUCUCAGAUAUGCAUUACUUAAAUAGGAGACUACCUGUGCUUUUGCCAUAUUUUCCAGCUUGGAAGAUGCUUGAAAUCUAUUGCAGGAUGUUGAGGGCUUUCCUGCCAUAUUUGCAGCCCUGAAAAGGUAUUUAUUAAAUGUUAAGAUUAGGUGUAUUUACUGUUAGUUUUUCAUAUUAAAACUUCAGUAUCUUUCAGAAUCCUACUAAAUGAUGGACUUCACUCAUUUGUUUUGUUAAAGAGAUAGCUGGCCCAGUGUAUACUUUUAUGUUAAAAUACAGGCAUACCUCAGAAAUCUUGGCAGGUUAGGUACCAGGUCACUGCAAUAAAGUGAGUAUCACAAUAAAGUGAACAGAUGCCUUUUUUGAUUUUCGCAGUACAUAUAAAAGUUAUGUUUACACUAUACUGUAAUUGAUAAAGUAUGCAAUAGCAUUAUGUUGAAAAUAUACAUCUUAAUUAAAACGUACUUUUAUUGCUAAAAAGAUGCUAACCAUCAGCUGAGCUUUAGUGAGUUGUAAUCUUUUUGGUGGUGGAGGAUCUUGAUGAGUGCUGACUGAUCAGGGUAGUGGUUGCUGAAGGUUGGAGUGGCUCUGGCAAUGUCUUAAAACAAGACAAUGAAGUUUGCCAUAUCGAUUGACUUUCCUUUCACUUGAGCACUUGGGGCCAUUGUAGGGUUAUAAAUUAGCCUAAUUUCAGUAUUAUGUCUCAGGGAAUAGGGAAGUCCAAGAGGAGGGAGACAGAGGUCAGUAGAGCAGUCAGAACACACACAUUUAUUUAGUUUGCUGUUUUACAUGGGCAUAAUUUUUGACACCCCAAACCAUGGCUUAGAUCACCAUAACAAAUAUAAUAAUAAAAAAGUUUAAAAUACUGUGAGAAUUACCAAAAUGUAAUAGAGACACAAAGUUGUCCAAUGCAAUUAGACAAAAGGUAGCUAUAUACUUGCUUGAUGCAGGGUAGCCAUAAACCUUCAAUUUAUUUACAAAAAAACCCCAACAAAACCAAAAUUCAUGAUCUGUGAUAGUGCAAUAAAGUGAAGUGCAGUAGAACAAGGAAUGCCUGUAUGACUUGGAGCACUCAGGAUUUUUUUUUGAAGUUAAGUGUUUAUGUAUUUAAUCUUUUUUCAAGUCUUAGAGAACAGAUGAUGAGGUGUACAGGAUGUUUAUUUUACUGUUCUUUUGUAUAUACUUGAAAUUUUUAUUGGGAAAAAAUUCUCCCAACAAGAUACUGCCUCCAGCUCAGCCUUAUUUUCUAUAGGAAGGCAGACCAUCUGGCAAAAGGUACUUUUGGGGCAAUAAAGCCCAGUGACCUAGGUUUUAAUUAUAUGACAGUGUUUUAUGUAGUUACUUUCAGCAUCUCAUUUGUCCCUCUUUCAGCAAUUACCAGUGCCCAGUAAAUGGCAAAACUGUACCAAGUGGAAAAAUAGAAUACUCUUAGUUCGUAGUUUAUACAAUAGUAGUUUAGAAGUUUGCAAACUUCUCAGAGAAGUUGUAAACUUAAGUUUUUAUUGUGAAUCAAAUUCAUUGUAGAGUAAUUGAAAUGCCCAGAUUAUCAAUUUUACGUAGAGUACACAUACACACACUAUACUUAAGAUCAUAUUGUUUUGUAUAAUGUUUAAUGACACGGAGAGAUUAAUAUUUUCAUUGUCAUUAAAGAUUAUUCAAAAGUAUGAAUAUUAAUGAUGUGUCAUUUAUUUGUUUAGUCCCCUACAGGUGGGACAUUUCUGCUUUUUUUCUCCUGUAUAAAUAAUAUGUAAAAUGAUGGGAUAAAGCUAUUUUUAGCUAUAUUAUGGUGAAUUUAUGUAUUUAUAUUCAUAUGUGGGAAUAUUAGGUAAAAAGGAUAAAAGGUCUAAGGUUCUUGCUAUAUAUUGCUACAUUGCCCUCCAGGAAAAUGGUUACCAUUUUGCGGUCCCGACAAACAAUAUAUAAAAUGUACUGGUAAGCUUAUAAAGUAGCUUUGAAGUCCAAACAGUUCAUUUUUUACCCUGGUAAAGGAUAAUUUAAAUGUGUUUAUUUUAAAAAAAAAAAAAAGGAAUCUUACCUAAAAGAACAAAGUAUAAAAAUCACACAAAAGGGGGCGCCUGGGUGGUUCAGUGGGUUAAAGCUUCUGCCUUCUGCUCAGGUCCUGAUCCCAAUGUCCUGGGAUCGAGCCCGUAUCGGGCUCUCUGCUCAGCGGGGAGCCUGCUUCCACCCUUCUCUCUGCCUGCCUCUCUGCCUACUUGUGAUCUCUGACAAAUAAAUAAAUAAAAUCUUAAAAAAAAAAAAAUCACACAAAAGUCCAUCUAUCAGAAAAUAGAUACUGUUAAGAGCUGGUGAACUUCAUUCAUUCCACCUCUCUUUAAGUAACCUUUACAUCCAACAUGGGAUUCGAAUUCCUGAGAUCAAGGGCCACACACUCUUCCAACUGAGCUAGCCAGGUGCCUCCCUCCAUCCCCAACUAUCUUUCUUAAACAUAGACAUACAUACAUACAAAAGUGGGCUCAUAUAUUAUGUUUACUAAACAUAGCAAAUUAAUUUUACUUGGACUUAAAAGUAAAAGAAAUGCUUAACUUUUGAAGUUUUUUCUAUGGUAGUUCUAAAAGAUUCCUCUUAAAAUUAAGGACAGUUACAGAAAACAUAGAGCUAUUUCCUAAUUCUCAUGUAUGUUUUAAUUAGAAACCAUUUAUAACUCCUGUUAUGAAAAAUAUAAUCAGCAAACUUAAUAGUUCCUCUACUUCUUGCUUAUAUUACUUCUUACAUAGAUAUUGUUCACAUACAAGUUGAACCCUAAAAUUAUUUCCCAUUAUUUUUAUUUGGUCUUUAGAAUUUUUGACACCACUCCCUUUAUGGCUUUUUUUCAAAGUCCUUGAUUUGAUUCUUAUUGGAUGAAUUUCAUUAUCAGGCAGUUUUUUAGUAUUCCUAUUCUCUUUACAUUUUAAAGAAAACAGCUUUAGCUAGGUAUAAAGUUCUUAUCACUAUUUUCCGCAGACCUCUAGAGCCUUUUUGCUUCACUGCCUUAGGAAGUUUGCUGUAAGAUGAGACCAGCUUGAUUUCCAUCGCCUUCAUUAUUUAGGACUUGAUUUUUCUGCUUAUAUGUCCCUGUAAUUCUUUAUAUCUUAAAUUCAUCAGGAUACUUGAUAGAUUUUUAUUAUUUUUAUAAGAAUUCUCUUGUAUCUGGACAUCUCAUUUACUCAGUUCUCUUCAUGAGGAAUGUGAAUUAUGCAUACAUAGGAUUUCAUGUGUUUUAUUACCUUUGUAGCUUUUACAUUUAUUAUUUUCCAUUUUUAUUUCCUCCACACUUUAUUUUAUACUGUUAUCUAAUAAGGCUUUAAUUUCUUCAGCUUUUCAAAUCUUCAUUUAAGUUCUGCAAGCUUAUUUUCCAUCCCUUACCUUUUAAUAUCAUCUUUGAACUUGUAUACUUUGUGUUUUUGUUUUUUUUUUUUAAAGAUUUUUGUUUAUUUACUUGACAGAAACAGACAGCGAGAGAGGGAGUACAAGCAGGGGGAGUGGGAGAGGGAGAAGCAAGCUUCCUGCUGAACAGGGAGCCUGGGGCUUGAUCCCAGGACCCUGGAACCCAAGGAUCAUGACCUGAGCUGAAGGCAGACGCUUAACUACUGAGCCACUCAGGCACUCCUGUACUUUGCAUUUUUAAUCACUUUGUUACAGUAUUUUUUCAGUCUGUGGAGAACUUGAUACUUUAACUUUCUGUAGGGAGUGACCAGCAUCUGUGAGCAUUCUUUUCUGAUUACUGUUUAUUUAACCUUAGGUCGUACAUAGAUCAAUUAUAUAAUGGAACAGGAAGGGGCUAGUGGAAUGAGCUUUCAAAGUUGUGUUGUUAUGUUGGAAGACUUUCACCAAAUUAAUUGUGGGAAGUGAAAUAAAUUUAGUGGUUUACACCAAAUAUUAAAAAUACAGUAAAAAAAAUACUGUAGAGGAAAGAUCAGAAUGCAUUUUACAUUAAGGAGUAUUUUUUCCCCAAAAUUUGUUUCAGUUACAGAAUAUAUGUGUACAGAGGUAAAAUGUAAAGUGUUCCUUAAUACUGGCUAGUCAGAGUUACAAAGUUAAAGUUCUAGGGCCUCACCCAGUAUGUUAGCAGAUAGAUGACAGAAAUUGCCCUCAGCAAAGUUUGUCCUUAAGCUCCAUCUUCUCUGGAAUUCUGUAAUUUACCAAAUCAGUCUCUAGAGAGAUGUUCAACAUAUCCCACUCAAGAACUCUUAGCUCUCUGAAGUAAUGAAAGAAUGAGAAUAAUCUGUUUCCUGCUAGAAGUUGGCUGUGUUAACCAUAAUUUGGUUCAGAUUUCACCAUAUACCUGAGUAAGUAUGCACUAAGUUUAUAGUUUGAGAAUGCUUAUUUCUGUUAUUAAAAGUUGUUGGGUUUUUUUUGAAAUUUUUAAUCUUAUAUUUUAAAGUGAGUAUUUUUAACAAUAUACUGGAUGUUAACUUUGUUGGUCCAUAGGUCAUUAAUCCAGAAGACAUUUCUUUCCAUCCAAAUCACUUUGGUAAAGAAGUAACUGUUAGGAAAAAAAAAAAAAGAAAGAAAGAAAAAAAGAAAAAGAAUGAACUGUUAGGACUCAAUAACAGAUGUAAAUAGAGGUGUUUAUAUUUAAUUCUUAAAGGCAGUCUAUUAUAUAGUUGUCUAAUGGAUAGCAAGAACCGUUAUGGCCAACUUUUAUUAGCUCAUGUAUUAUCAGGAGAGGAAUCCUUGAAGAAUAUGAAAUCUCAAAUAUCCCAAAAUGCUUUAAUAUUGCUGCAAAAGUCCUUCAGUUCAAUAGCAAGCAAAAGAAUAUAUGACCAGAUAAAACUUCCCAAGAAGCUGGAUCCUAUGAGGCAUUUGGUCUUCAUAAUCCUUACUGGGUCCAGAGCUGCAGAAAGUCAAAACACUCCCCCUCCCCCGCUCCUUUUUUUCACUUUUCCCUUUUGAAAGGAGGAAAGGUAAGUACUGGUAGACAGAACUAGCAAAGAUCCCAACACCUUCAUGAUUAUCAGUGCCCGUGGACACUUUGCAUUUCUUAUUUUGCUUCUGAAUACUCAGACCUUAGCUUCUUUGCCAUACUGUCUCCUAAUUCUACCACCUUUCUGAAUGGUUCAUUUCCAUUUUCAGUUGGUUAACUGCACUGCUUCCCUCUCACCAGUGUUGAGUGUUGCCAAUGAUUCUGUUGUUGGCUUUCUUACAUAAACACUUCCUGGGCAAUCCCAUUUAAUUCUGCAUCUUCAUAAUUACCUCAAUGUUGUCAAUUCCGGGUUAGUUCACUAUGCUCAACUCCAUUUCCUACUUCUAACAACUUGGGCUUUAUCUAGUUGUACUAUACCAGCCUCUAAUUACACUUUAGGAUUAAACUGAAUGCAACACUUUACCAACACAACUUUCGCCACAUGCCUCUCUAAAGCCUGGCCUCUUCCUGUUGUAUUUUGUAGCUUUGUGAAUGAAUGGCAUUAUUUUCUAGCAAUUCAGGUCAAAACCCCAAGUGGUAUUAGAUAUUUCCUCUUUUUUCAGUCUUGUUGCACUACUGCUACUGAUAUACUUGGAUAAUGUCAGUGCUUACAAGAUAAAGGCAGAGCACCAUAACCUCGAAUUCAAGGCUCCUGGGGAAGAAGAAAUAUCAUUUAAGAAUGUUGUGUAAAAGGUAUUAAGUUUCAUUGUUUGAACUGUUCGAUGCAAUUGGAUUAAAUGAUCCAGAGAAGUCUUA